CCCGAGCAGGUGAGACACACCUGAGUCGCGCGCACUAAAGGAGCGGCCCCAGACCUGACGUCAGGCUUUUCUCUCCUCGCGGACCGAAGUGGACCGAAGUGGACCGCGACUCUGCUCAGACACUCGGUGACAAAAGUGUGGAAAUGUUCCCCCUCUGCUCCUCUCUCCUCCUCCUCCUCCUCCUGUCGGUCCCGCGGCUCUGCGGGGCCUCGGACUGCGGGAGCGACUUCCGUCCGGGCGCGGACCACUUCGUGCUGGACGCGGAGGACUCGGUGCGGGAGGGCGCGGCGCUGCUGGCCACGCAGGACGUCCCCGACGCCGCGGACUGCGAGCAGCUGUGCUGCCAGGAGCCGAGCUGCAACCUGGCGCUGCUGGAGCCGCGCGCCCCCGACGCGCACACGCACGCCUGCGUCCUGUUCGACUGCGUCCGCCAGAACCGGUUCGUGUGCCGGUUCGUGAACCAGGCCGGGUACAAGACCUACAUCAGGUUGGCGGUGUUCCAGAGGUACCUGCAGGGACCAGGUAAGAAGGCUCCGCCCAUAGCCAACGCCGGCCGUGAUGUCGUCGUCCAGCCAGGUGAGACCGUGUUGCUCAACGGCAGCGAGAGUCAGGCGCUGCAUGGCGGGAGGAUCACCAAAUACGUCUGGACGAGGGAGAGCGGAGACCCCAGCAUCUUGAUGGAGAACACAGAACUACCUGACCAGGUGAGGCUCUCCAACCUGCAGCCGAGCUCGUACGUCUUCCAGCUGACCGUCACCGACUCCCACGGACAGUCCGCCAGCAGCAAGGUCACCGUCCUGGUCCUCAGCCCGGAGCAGUCCAGCUUGUACUGUACGGCGCCGGCGAAGGUGGGCCCGUGUCGCGCUGCGUUUCCUCGCUGGCGUUACAACGUGACGAAGGGCAGCUGUGAGAUGUUCACGUUUGGAGGCUGUAAGCCCAACAAGAACAACUUCCUGUCUUUUGACGAGUGUUCGGCCGCCUGCAAAGGAGUGACAGCGGCGUCAGAGAGAUUGAUCGUUCCACAUGCAAAGGUGUGCGACGGCUCGGCGUGCCGCCCCGACCAGCUGACCUGUGAGGGUGACUGCUGCCUGGACAGGAGUCUGGAGUGUGACGGGGUGCAGCACUGCUUCGACGGCUCCGACGAGAGCAGAUGCACAACAUUGGACCAAACCUUGGGCCAGCUGUUGAGGAUCAACGUGAGCGAGAGCACAGUCCGGUGCACGCAGCCGCCCCGCACCGGUCCGUGCCGGGCGCACUUCCCCCGGUGGUACUACGACCCUCUGGACAGGAAGUGCCACGAGUUCACGUACGGCGGCUGCGACGACAACGGGAACAACUUCGAGGAGGACGGGGUCUGCAGGGAGACGUGUGACGGGGUGACGGAGGAAGACGUGUUCGCCAGAGGGCUGUUUGACCAUUUAGGGGCCGAUAAACAGGAUGAAGCUAAAUCAAACUCCACAGCUCUGGCUGUGAUUCUGUCCGUCACCAUCUUGGCGGUGCUGGCCAUCCUGGGCUACUGCUUCCUGCGGUCGCGCAAGAACCGGUCCCGCGGGGCCGCCGCGCCCACCCCGGGUCGAGUGGAGCUGUCGGAGCAAGACACGCUGGUGUACAACAGCACCACCAAACCUCUGUGAUGUCAUUUCCUCCAUCGAGGCCAGACACGUCUGUGCUUUUACCCUCUAAAUAUUUCAGGUUUCGUUGUUUUUGUUUAUCCUUUUUUUUUUUUCAUUUUCAUGUUUUUACCUCAGUAGUGUUCAGCUAAUGUCAGAUGUUAUUUCCAGUGAAACAGAAUAAAACAAACCUGAGUUUGUACGACCAAAUACAAGAAGUAAUCAGAAAAACCUUUUAAAGAAAUUGAUCAGAUUCAGCUGCAGAAAAUAUUUUUGCAGUUUUCUUAUUUUUGAAUUUAUCCUUGUUGAAUAUAUUUAUGAAUCAGUGUUUGGGUCUCAGGUUUAUUUAGUGUGUUAGCACUUUGUGCCUGUAAAUAUUAAAGUCAAGUGUGUUUUUAAUGACCUCUGCUGGCUCGUUUUUAAAUCUCUGUAAUAAAUCUAGAUGGAAACCAGGA
Messenger RNA from Austrofundulus limnaeus, 2065 nucleotides. Its product is annotated as kunitz-type protease inhibitor 1. The transcript has 10 exons. Gene Ontology annotation, biological process: extracellular matrix organization; epidermis development; epithelium development. The record is from RefSeq and is a predicted model, not a curated record. Bases 144 to 1634 code for a protein of 496 amino acids. Gene Ontology annotation, molecular function: serine-type endopeptidase inhibitor activity; protein binding. Gene Ontology annotation, cellular component: plasma membrane. Lineage: Eukaryota; Metazoa; Chordata; Actinopteri; Cyprinodontiformes; Rivulidae.